AAUUGAUUCAAUUAUUAAUCUUCCACAAAUUAAAUCGCAGCACUGACCACAGGGAGAGCGAGCGUACUGGUUCAGGUGUUCUUCGAGAGAGAGAGAGAGAGAGAGAGAGAGAGAGAGAUCUGGAAAUGGCGAGUUAGUUCCCCUGGUUACUCCAAGCUUAAAAGUGAAUCCAAAGAUCAAUCCACCGACAGAGAGAGAGAUGGGAGGGUACGCUUUGGGUUCGGCUUUUGAUUCCAAAUCAGGGCAGAUGAUAAUGGUGGCUUUAUUAUUAAUGGUGGGCUCAUUCUACUUAGGCACUCUCUUUGGCAACAAUGCUCCCAUUUAUGUCUCUCAAUCAUCCUCCUCUAAUUCCUCUUCCUCUCCUGAUUUGUCCACGUUUCACAACAAAAUUACGCUUGCUUACCGCAAAACACCGUUGUUGAUCCCUGAAAGUGGGAUGAAUAUAUGUCCCCUGAAGUUUAAUGAGUAUAUCCCUUGCCAUGAUGUUUUCUAUGUGAAAAGUAUACUCCCAAGCUUAGAUCUUUCUAGACGAGAAGAGCUAGAGAGGCAUUGCCCUCCACCUGAAAAGCGUCUAUUUUGCUUGGUGCCACCUCCAGAAGAUUAUAAAUUGCCAAUAAAAUGGCCAACCAGCAGGGAUUAUGUGUGGCGAAGCAAUGUUAAUCAUACACAUCUUGCUGAAGUCAAAGGAGGACAAAAUUGGGUGCAUGAAAAGGACCAAUUAUGGUGGUUCCCAGGAGGCGGUACACAUUUCAAGCAUGGGGCACCCGAGUACAUUCAGAGAUUAGGAAAUAUGACAACUAAUGAAACUGGUGAUCUACGUUCAGCUGGGGUUGUUCAAGUUCUGGAUGUUGGCUGUGGGGUUGCUAGCUUCUCGGCUUAUCUCCUUCCCUUGGAUAUACAAACAAUGUCUUUUGCUCCCAAAGAUGGUCAUGAAAAUCAGAUUCAGUUUGCUUUAGAACGGGGAAUUGGUGCUAUGAUCUCUGCUAUUGCCACAAAGCAAUUACCAUAUCCCUCUAGCUCUUUUGAGAUGGUUCACUGUUCCAGGUGUCGUGUUGAUUGGCAUGAGAAUGAUGGUAUUUUACUGAAAGAAGUUAGUCGAGUUCUGCGAUAUAAUGGAUAUUUUGUCUAUUCAUCUCCUCCUGCUUACAGAAAGGAUAAAGAUUAUCCACUGAUUUGGGAAAAAUUGGUCAAUCUGACUUCAGCAAUGUGCUGGAAACUCAUUGCUCGAAAAGUUCAGACAGCAAUCUGGGUUAAACAGGAAAAUGAUUCAUGUCUAAUGCACAAUGCCAAAAUGAAGCUCAUAAGUAUAUGUGAUACUGUGGAUAAUAUUAAACCAUCAUGGAAUACACCGCUGAGGAACUGUAUAACAAGAAGAGAUGCACAAACAAAUUCUCAGAAACUCCCUCCCAGGCCUGAGCGUCUCUCUUUAUAUUCAGAGAGUCUCAUCAAAAUAGGUAUUAGUAAAGAAGAGUUUGUUUCAGAUGCCAUGUUCUGGAAAAAUCAAGUCAGAAAUUACUGGAAGCUGAUGGAUGUUAGUGAGACAGACAUACGAAACAUCAUGGACAUGAAUGCUUUUCUUGGUGGAUUUGCUGUGGCUUUGAACACAUUGCCUGUUUGGGUGAUGAAUAUAGUUCCUAUGAGCAUGAAUAAUACAUUGUCUGCUAUUUAUGACAGGGGUCUCUUAGGUGCUUUUCAUGAUUGGUGUGAACCAUUCUCUACAUAUCCUCGCACAUAUGAUCUGUUGCAUGCCAAUCAUCUCUUCACGCAUUAUAGAAACCAUGGAGAAGGUUGCUUACUAGAAGAUAUCAUGCUGGAGAUGGACCGUGUUAUACGACCUCAGGGAUACAUUAUCAUUAGAGAUGAGGAAGCAAUUACCUCAAGAAUCCAUGAUUUGGCUCCAAAAUUUCUAUGGGAAGUUAAAUCACAUUCUCUGGAAAACAAAGAAAAGAAGCUUGAAACAGUGCUAAUUUGUAAAAAGAAGUUUUGGGCAAUCAUAUAAGGUGUGCUUGGUGCUCCCAUAUAUUUUCCUACUGACAGGUUUUCUCUCAACUUAGAAUAGGCUACUAUUACCUUGCUGUCUUCUUUAAUAUUGUCUUCUCUUGUCCCCUUGUAUUGGCAUAUGCUUAUGAGCCUGAUAGAAUGAAGUCAGCUCAUAAGCCUAUAAUUUAUUCAUAUUUUUGUAAUUAUUUCAUUUGUGCUUGUUAGUUUUUCAGAUAAAGAGAAAAUUUUCUGCCA
Hevea brasiliensis (rubber tree) is the source of this 2235-nucleotide messenger RNA. Its product is annotated as probable methyltransferase PMT7. The transcript is spliced from 7 exons. The record is from RefSeq and is a predicted model, not a curated record. The coding region runs from base 200 to 1999 and encodes 599 amino acids. Gene Ontology annotation, molecular function: methyltransferase activity. NCBI's taxonomy places the organism in Eukaryota, Viridiplantae, Streptophyta, Magnoliopsida, Malpighiales, Euphorbiaceae. Gene Ontology annotation, cellular component: endosome; trans-Golgi network; cytoplasm.